CCCGGCCGGCUCCGCCGAGGCGCCGCGCUCCCCCCAGCGGCCAGGCAGUGGUGGGAGGCCUCCGGGCUCGCUCGGGGGCUAAUCCGGGGCCCGGGUGCGGAGGGGAAGUCCCCCUGCGGUGGGCGGCAGUCAGGAAGGAGGAUUCCACACAUUCCUCGGCGCGGAGGAGGCUGCAGUCUGCCGGGCGCCCUAAUGCGCCUGAAACGUUACAGGACGCCCGCGGCCUUAUAUGGGCAGCCGGGGCCUGGCCGGCGCCGCGAGGCUGGAAACCACCGGGCCCUCCGCUGUCCUCCCUGGUCCUCCCAGUCCCGCUCACGCCUCCCUCUCUCGUCAACUUCUGCGACCCUGGACGAGUCCCUGCUUCUCUGGGCUUCAGUAGCCCUACGGGUGAAGCGGGAUUAGUAACUGUACCUAUUUCGUAAAGUUGCGGUGAGGAUGGAGUUAAUUCGUGUAAAGGGCUUGGUGAGUGCCUGGCGAGUGGAAAGUGUUCCAUAAGUGUUGCCUUCUACUAGCUUUCUGUACGGAGGGUACUGCGGUCCACUGUCCCCCGCCCAGGUAGAAUUUGGGAGGAUCAAAGGUGUGUUUUCUCAGAGAGAACUGAGACCCUGAUCUCUAGACCUGCCACUUACCGUGUGAGCUUGACUUCUCUGAGCCCGCUUUUCUCCUUUGUCGGAUGGUGACCGGCACCUGCCCCACCGGCUUACAGGAUGGGUGCGGAGGAGCCUAACGCUCGGGAGUAACGCGCUGGGCCAACUAAGGAGCAGAGCCCCCGGUUGGCAAGCAGGAUGGUGGCGCCCUUGCAGAACACUCAGGAAUGACCAGGAACGCUUCCUAUCUGUGCCAGGGCACGCGUGGUCCACGCCGAGCGGCCGAGACGCCUCGGCUGCGCCUUCAGGAUGACGGAGUGGGAGACAGCUGCACCUGCAGUAGCAGAGACCCCCGACAUCAAGCUCUUCGGGAAGUGGAGCACCGAUGAUGUGCAGAUCCAUGGCAUUUCCCUGCAGGAUUACAUCGCAGUGAAGGAGAAGUAUGCCAAAUACCUGCCCCACGGUGCAGGGCGCUACACGGCCACGUGCUUCCACAAGGCGCAGUGCCUCACCAACUCCAUGAUGAUGCACGGCCGCAACAAUGGCAAGAAGCUCAUGACUGUGCGCAUCGUCAAGCACGCCUUUGAGAUCAUCCAUCUGCUCACAGGCCAGAACCCCCUGCAGGUCCUGGUGAACGCCAUCAUCAACAGUGGCCCCCGGGAGGACUCGACCCGCACGGGGCGAGCUGGAACUGUGAGGCGGCAGGCCGUGGACGUGUCCCCGCUGCGCCGUGUGAAUCAGGCCAUCUGGCUGCUGUGCGCAGGUGCCCGUGAGGCCACCUUCCGGAACAUCAAGACCAUUGCCGAGUGCCUGGCAGACGAGCUCAUCAGUGCCGCCAAGGGCUCCUCCAACUCCUACACUAUCAAGAAGGAUGAGCUGGAACGUGUGGCCUAGUUCAACCACUGAUUGCCUGACCACAGCUGCAAUAAACCUGUCUUCCCUUUGGGGUGCCCCCCCCAAAAAAAAAGAAUGACCAGGAACCACCAGACAUUCCAUCCUCUGUGGAUACCCUCUCAGGGAGUGAUUUGGGAAAUAAAGGAAAUGUGAACAACA
Messenger RNA from Lagenorhynchus albirostris (white-beaked dolphin), 1640 nucleotides. RefSeq names its product small ribosomal subunit protein uS7-like. Gene Ontology annotation, cellular component: cytosolic small ribosomal subunit; ribosome. NCBI's taxonomy places the organism in Eukaryota, Metazoa, Chordata, Mammalia, Artiodactyla, Delphinidae. Bases 897 to 1481 code for a protein of 194 amino acids. Gene Ontology annotation, biological process: ribosomal small subunit assembly; translation. The transcript is spliced from 2 exons. Gene Ontology annotation, molecular function: mRNA binding; rRNA binding; structural constituent of ribosome. The record is from RefSeq and is a predicted model, not a curated record.